Molecule: messenger RNA, 624 nt
Organism: Umbelopsis ramanniana AG
Lineage: Eukaryota; Fungi; Mucoromycota; Umbelopsidomycetes; Umbelopsidales; Umbelopsidaceae
Exons: 1
Coding region: 1-624 (207 amino acids)
Source: RefSeq, a predicted model, not a curated record
AUGACAAGUUCUGCUAACUAUAUUCGCAAUCGCGUCCACUCCCUUCCCUCCUUUAGCUCGUUUUUACAAGGCCAACCCCACGAGUGGCAUUAUGGUGAUUCCUCACAUGGUUACCAAUAUAACACUGCGUACACUGCUCCCACAUGGUAUCAAGACGAUAGAGAGAUGGCUGCUGCCGCUAGUUUAUUGAACUUGCAAAGUUUAGGACAGUCUGAUUCGGACAAUUCAAUGUGCUCUUCCAUUUCAUCGAUUCGUACUUCUAGCCCUGUUCCUCAAAACGGUAGCAUAAUGGAUGAUAUGGAGUCAAAUUCUAGCCAAGCUGCUGACGAUAAUUAUAUUAAGAAGAAAUUAAGGUCAUCAGCCAAAUCUACUCCACUCACUGCAAGGCCAGCUGUAGUUUCAAGCCGUCGUCAUGACAAGAAGAAGCCAAGAUGGAAUAAUGCAGAACGAAGCAAUCUAUUUAUGGCUAUCAUGAAAGAUAAGCAACUGGACAAUAUGGCCACCUACAACUGGGACAAAAUUGCCAUUGACGUUGGCCGCGCUAGAAAGGCUUGCAAAGACCAAUGGAGACGCGAGGUACUGCCAACCUUUAUUCACCACCUCAAGGCCGAUCUUUUUCAGUAA